Messenger RNA from Amyelois transitella, 1749 nucleotides. RefSeq lists its product as uncharacterized. The transcript is spliced from 10 exons. Gene Ontology annotation, biological process: regulation of DNA-templated transcription. NCBI's taxonomy places the organism in Eukaryota, Metazoa, Arthropoda, Insecta, Lepidoptera, Pyralidae. Gene Ontology annotation, molecular function: protein binding. The record is from RefSeq and is a predicted model, not a curated record. The coding region runs from base 234 to 1640 and encodes 468 amino acids.
CCCGCCCCGUGCCGCAGCGCGCACCGUACUGACGCGCGAACUUUGAAAAUUCAAAAGCGAACACUCGAAUUUUCAAAAAUCGAACCUUGUGUUUUUAAUAAAACAGUGAAUCUCUGUGUUGUGUGGUUGUAUCAGUGAUCCUCGAUUGCCAGUAUCACCGUUUUUCGGAGCAACUUUCACUUCGGAGUUUUUGCAAGUGCCUAGGCCCGUUUGAGGCGGUGUCGGGUAGCGAGAUGGUGUCUCGGAGGCGCAUAUUGUCACGAUCGCGUGACGAUCUCACUCUAACCAAUCAAAUAGAGGAAGAAGAAGACGUCUGGUAUCAAAAAGACAAACUUUAUAAGGAACACAUACAAGAAGUACUAGACAAAUGGACGCAAAUAGACGACGAAAUAUGGGCCAAAGUGAUCGUCUUCGAAAAAAAUCGACGCGUCGCGAAAGCGUAUGCGCGGGCGCCGGUACUCACAAUCAACGGGUCCGACGACGGAUUUGACGGCAUGAGAAUUGGCCUUUGCGGAUUCGACAACCCACACAGAGAUCAAAAGACAGAAGAAUUAAAAAGACAUAUAGGACAGGGUGUCAAAAUAAAAAUGGACGACGCCGGGAACAUACUCAUCAGACGCUACUCCAAGAGUAGCGUGUUCGUGAAGAGUACAGCGGCCACCAGCAACGAGGAGACGGCUAUCGGGCAGGACGUCAUGAAGCUACCCGGCUAUGCUCUGGAACAGGAAAAAAUAUUUAAGUUGUUCGAUAUGAAGAAAUUCCAGUCAAACGUGAACCGUGAGCUCCGGCGCGCGUACCCUGACCGCAGAAGGCUGGAAACCCAGUGUCUCAGCGCGGUGGCCUUCGUCAAGUCAGACAGUGAUCUGCUGGAGUGCCCCAUCUGGGUGCUAGUCAUCAAUGUAGUCGCAAUGGAUAUGCUCAAAUCGAAAUUGCCUCCAGUUCAAAGACCUAUGGACAUCAAGAACAGACCGCGUAUUCCAAUCCCUGAUGAGGACCCGUACAGCAUCGCGAGUUCGAAUGCCAACGGCUCUGGUUCCUCGGGAAGCUCAGGAGGCUAUGGACACAACGGUCAUGGUGUGGUAGCUGCCACCAGAGAACAGCUGAUGAUGCAAAUGGGUCAGAGAAGAGGAGACAAACCGCCAAAACUACCGCCGAGGGAAAAUGGAUACGGGCCUGCUGAUAUUCCUAAGCCGGACUAUGAUGACAUAGAAGUGAACGAGCGCGUCCCAACACAGUUCCCGAGGGGAAAGUCGGACAAGGGCAAGGACAACAAGAAAUAUGAUGACCCCUACUACUGCGGUCUAAGAGCGCGCGUCCCGAACUUCGUAAAGACCAACGGAGCCAAAGUCCUGCCGACGAUGGCAGAGCGGCUCACUCUGAAAGAGGCACCAGUCCCCAGCAAGCGAUACAGCGUGGCCCACGCCCACCCUGGCCCCUUCCCUCCCCACAUGGUGGGCCCAUUCGCCCACCCACCAAUGCCCCCAGCUGCACUAUGGCACGCACGCUCCUACGAAAGCGGAAUCGAUGGCGACCCAUACGACCCUUACGCGUUGUAUGGCAGACUUCCCAUGCCUGGGCGCGGAUUCCCACCACCACCAGCGGCCAAUGCACGCCACAUGUUCAUCGGAGAUUGGGACUAAAUUCCCAGUCACAAUUUUUCCCACUUACUAUACUGUCACAUCACUAGAGUCGUGGUUAAGGCGACGCGGCUCGCCUGUGAUCUCUUAAAGCGAUUAGGAUGCAAUUCAC